AUGUCCAGCACCGGUGUCUCUGGCAGCACCUUCGGCCUCGCCGAGCGGUCAGUCAAUCAGUUUGCUGAGAAGACUACUCUGGCUUGCCUCAUCGCCAUAGCCUGGUACAAUGCCAUCGAAUUGAUCGUCCUCUGCUUCACUACCUUCAAGCGCUAUGGCGGGUGCUACUUCUGGUGUCUGCUCAUCGCUUCCUUCAGCAUCAUCCCCUUUGGUCUGGGAUACCUCCUCAUCAUAUACGACAUCUAUACGAAUCUUUUCCCCGUCGCUAUGGAACUCAUUGCCUGGGUGGGCAUGGUGACUGGCCAGUCCCUAGUCCUCUGGUCCCGACUACACCUCGUCGUACAUAGUCCCCGUGUUCUCCGUGCUUGUCUCGCCAUGAUUAUCAUCGACGCUAUCCUCUUCCAUAUCCCGGCUUCCGUCCUCGAGCUCGGUAGCCACUCCAACAAGUCGGCACUCUUCACCCCGGCCUUUAAUAUCUUCGAGCGCAUCCAACUAGUCGCCUUCUCGCUGCAAGAGGCAAUCCUCUCCGCUAUAUACUCGUGGGAAGCUGUGCGAUUAUUGAACCUUCGCCCACGCGGCCACUACCGAGGUACACUGCUGCAGCUGUUGAUCGUCAAUCUGGCCAUGAUCCUCAUGGACGCCGCCAUUAUCGGCGUCCAGUACUCGGGAUUCUUCGACAUCCACGUCACCCUCAAAGCCCUGGUAUACAGUAUCAAGCUCAAACUAGAAUACGCCAUCCUAGGCAAACUCGUCCACUUUACCGAGAUGAGCCACAGCACCAACUCGGCGCCAACCGACCUGUCAGAUUUCGUGGACCUCUCCUUCCACCAGAACAACCAACGACCGGCGGAUAGCGACAGCCAGGCACGAUUCCUUGGCACGCCGGACAUGAGUUUUGACGCGCGAGCGCGAACGUCGUCGAAACAAUCCUCUAAUGACCCGAGGAUAUCCGAUAUAUCGGCCACGGGCAGUUCGAGUAACGAAAUACCGUGA
Molecule: messenger RNA, 993 nt
Organism: Penicillium cataractarum
Lineage: Eukaryota; Fungi; Ascomycota; Eurotiomycetes; Eurotiales; Aspergillaceae
Exons: 1
Coding region: 1-993 (330 amino acids)
Source: RefSeq, a predicted model, not a curated record